Messenger RNA from Varroa destructor (honeybee mite), 4832 nucleotides. It is a transcript of the gene Pi4KIIalpha, whose product is annotated as phosphatidylinositol 4-kinase II alpha. Gene Ontology annotation, cellular component: plasma membrane; endosome; lysosomal membrane. Gene Ontology annotation, molecular function: 1-phosphatidylinositol 4-kinase activity. The record is from RefSeq and is a predicted model, not a curated record. Gene Ontology annotation, biological process: phosphatidylinositol phosphate biosynthetic process; endosome organization; Golgi organization. NCBI's taxonomy places the organism in Eukaryota, Metazoa, Arthropoda, Arachnida, Mesostigmata, Varroidae.
GUAUAUGUGUGUGUCUUUGCGUGUGUGUAUCUGUGUCUGUGCGUGUCUGUUCAUGUAUGUAUACAUUCUACUCCUAUGUGGCAGCUGGUGCUGUAGCUGGUAUGCAUGUCAGCAGAGUGACAAUACGGCUAGCAGUAAAACGAAUAGUGUUUCUGUGAGCGAUGCGACUGCAGAGUCGAUUGCCCCUGGUGUGAGUGUGGGUCUGGAGAAGAUUCGAUGAUUUCAUGUGGCUCAUGCUAUCCAGCUACUGAGUGGCAGAAUCGAGACUAUGGUUACGAGCAAGAGAAAGAAUUGCACGGUGUAAGGCUGGAACUCCCCCGACAAAGAUCACAGAGCUUCGCUGGUACAAUCGAAUACAGCAGCAAUAGGAGUAGUAGAAUAGUGCCGAAGAAGAGUCUCUAGUCAAAAGAGAUUUCCUUCAUCCUUGUGUGGGUGCCUGAGUAUAACGUUUGACGGAGUAAGCUGGCGGUAAAUCAGCAACCGCCAAAAUGGACACUCAGGGGGCGGGAGACCAAGGGGCCAAUAGUGUAAUUCAGUGCGAAACAGAACGGGACAGCACCGGCAGUGGAAUCGUGGAGGCAAGUAGCAGUUUGCUUCCCGAUGUCACAUUUUCGACAAAGGAGAAUCAGCCCCUGCUUAAGCCAGUGGGUGGAGAGGAGAACGUGGACUUUAGUGAGGCGUAUUUGGCCGACUCAGAGUUUGCGGGGUUGGUGCACGAAGCGGAGACGGCUAUCGAGAACAACGUCUUGCCCGAGAGGAUCUACCAGGGAAGCUCCGGCAGCUACUAUGUCAAGAACAUACAACACGAGCGAGUUGGGGUCUUUAAACCGAAGGACGAGGAGCCUUACGGACGUCUAAACCCAAAAUGGACCAAAUGGAUGCAUAAGGUUUGCUGUCCGUGUUGUUUCGGUCGUAGCUGCCUGGUGCCGAACCAAGGUUACCUAUCUGAGGCAGGCGCAUCGAUCGUAGAUCGUCGGCUCCAGUUGAAUAUUGUGCCGAAAACCUUUGUGGUAGCUCUCGUUUCUGAAACGUUCAACUAUACCGCCAUUGAUCGAGCGAAAAGCAAGACAAAACAAAGUGUUAGUGACAGAUUUCCAAAGGUUGGCCGGCGUUUCAAUCGAAUUGGUUUGCCGCCGAAGAAUGGUUCGUUUCAAACUUACGUCAAAGGCUAUCAGGACGCAGAAGAGUGGCUGCGCAAAUGGGAACAAGACCCGCUACCUGAUGAUAUGAAGAAAGCUUUUCAGCUGCAAUUUGAACGACUAGUUAUACUCGACUAUAUCAUUCGAAACACAGAUCGCGGAAACGAUAACUGGUUAAUUAAAUGUGUGCGCCCUGAUAAGGAACCUGAGCCAUCAUGUGCGCUUCCGAUAGAGGACACCGUGACGUGGUCGCCGAAGCAGGCGGAAAUUAAAAUAGCGGCCAUCGACAAUGGCCUAGCGUUCCCGUUCAAGCAUCCCGACUCGUGGCGGGCGUACCCCUAUCACUGGGCCUGGUUGCCACAAGCGAAACUGCCAUUCUCUCAGGAGACUAAGGACCUUGUCUUGCCUCAGCUGUCUGACCAGACUUUUGUGCAGGAUAUCUGUGAUGAACUACACGAUCUUUUUCGACGGGAUCCGGGCUUUGAUCGACACAUUUUUGAGAAGCAGAUGAGCGUGCUGCGAGGCCAGGUAUUGAAUCUAGUACAAGCACUCAAAGACGACCGUUCACCUGUCCAGUUGGUGCAGACGCCUGCCGUUAUCGUGGAGCGUAAAUACGGACGCGCAAAGGGCGCCUGGGAGGCAACGCACUUCACGCAAAGCUUCCAGCAAAGUGCGCCAUUUUUCUCUUGGUGCUAAGUGCAGUCUCGACUGAGCAAAAAUAGCCAAAGCGCUGUCUUACUGUAGUAUCUGUUUAUGUUAAGUUUGAAUUGUCUUCUGGGAAGAAUUUUGCGAUACCUAUAUUCCGUCUGAAGAAACCUAUAGCAACCGUAGUAACAACGUCGCGCAUUUGGCGCGUACUACGAAAGCCGCUGUAGCGCUGACAGAAGGCUUCAGCAAGAAGUCUUAGAAACCAAAAGGAAUGCCAGGAAGUAGGCCUUUACUUUUAAUGCUCAUCAAUCGUACGGGCCCUUCGGCGCAGCGCUGAAUUGACAGAUGGGGUGGACAUGUGUCAGGGAAUAACCGAAGGCUGCUCCUUGCAAGUACCACACGUAUGAGUUGUCUUGUGGACGAAUACACGGCGGAAAAAAAUGGCUUGAUUAUACCGCUAUUAGCAAUGCCACGAUGUGACCGAAAUACAGUGACGAAACAACAUUACGACCAGAUUCGAUUUUCGCAAGUCAAUUAUAACAUUUACUUCUUUGUCAGGUGUGAGCUGAUCCACGCGGGCCCGUGGACAUGCGAAGCAUUUAGCUAGGUUGUUAUUCCAAUAUAUAUAUACAUAUACAUAACAUUUUGCCGAGCCAGUCAUUAUUACGGUAGUUCAGUAGUCGUGGAUGUGCUUUGCCUUGUUUGUUGCCUUGUUAUACCAGCAUUGUCCAACGGGAGCACAAAACUCCCAAAUUUUCCAAGCGUUCAAGUGACGCUCAAAAAACCAUGCAAAGUUGAUAAAAAAAUAAGCACUUUCAUACUAAUCCUGGAAUAGGUAUAAUCUAGCCUUCGGGAUACAUACGUAAUAGAAUGGCAAAUGUCAACCAAACAAUAUGAAGUAUGAAAAGCACAACAAACAAACAACGCAUAUGACAGAACUCGUAUAGCAGCGAUCACGGUGAUAAUCUGGUACAUAGGAUAUAUAAAUGCACACUGGCGUGUUGUUGACGUAAGUUCUCACUUUAAUCGUGGCGGGAAAUAGGCUGAAAUGGUGUCUUGAAAUUUGUCCGCGGCGCCGGGAUUAGAAAGAAAAACGUGAUUAUUGCUCAGUCAGAUAAUAUAUCUGGAAAAGGAAGCUACGACUCUAUUUCUAACCCAGUUAGUAAACGUACUAAAGCCACGCAGUUGCAAACUUCAUGUCGUUCCUUAGAUAACGAAAAUUCUUGACAGCAAAAUGUCUUGAGUGCAUCUUCUGAGUCGCCUAUGGCCUGAUAACGGCUUCUACUGAAGCAUUCAAAUACCACCAUGAUUAUUAUUAGAUGUAAGGCAGAGAUGGCUGCACUGAUCGCACUGAUCACGCACUCAACAUAAAUCAAAUGAAAAGACCAACCCUAAGGAAGACGGCCGCUCAGGAUAUAGCUUUAGUGAAGAAGCGUUACUCAAGUGUACAAGUCAGCACGAUGUAUAAGUAUAAAUGUGUAUUUAUGCGACACCAAAGCUAGCUCGUAAUGGCUAGCACACAUUAAUGAAGAUGCACAACUAAAUGUAUCUACUAGACUUUCGCAGAGACACAGUCACAUACAGAAUGACCAAGGUCCUUGUAAGCUUAGAGGACAUGAACGAGCUCGUUUAUCGAUUUGAAAUAGUAAUUUUGAAGGGAGUUGUUUCCGUGUUUAUAUGAAGCAUACAUACGUGAUAAGGUUAUGUUGAAAGAGAAGUCAAAGGGAAGUUGGACUAUGUUGUCGGUCAUACAUGGAAGUUGUAGCUGUUGGUGAACCUUAUGAGUCCCUGACCAGCUUGCUUGUUACCGUUGCCUCUGUGAAUGUUUUGUUAUAUCUAGAAUUAUUGACGACUGGUCAACUGCGCAAAGGUCGAUUUAUCUUCUGAAUCACAGCAAUUGGACAUCUUUGUUUACAUUGAUCUAUGGUUGCUUUUGCCCCGGCCCCGUCUUGUGAAGAGAUAUAUUUUAUUAUGUACGGUUUUAAACUAUAUCGUAUGUUCUCUACCCGUAUGUUAACUAGAGCCUGUCAAUUACCUGGAUGUAAUUAUUCGCUAGGGCAAAACAUAAGCAAUGACAAAAAUAUUUUGAUCUAUUAAAUUUUUUGCUCUGCUCUUUAGUUUAUUUUAUUUUGUUUAUUCAAUUACACUCUUAUAUGUUUACAUAUAUUACAUGUAGACUAGUUGUCCAUAGAUACAUUCUAACAUGUAGGCCUGUACAGCGUUUAUUUACCGUCAAUGUAACUAAUUCUACUAAUUCAGUUAGAUAAGAGAUUAGUUUCCUUUGAGGCUGAAACCACAGGAUUAUUCGAUUUCUACAGAGGCUACAAAAGGGUUUACUCUAUUCAAGUUGUAUGAGAUCGGUAUACAUCGGAAGUGAAAAUGAGACUCUCGCCAACCAACCGUAAUGAUAGUGGACAAAGUGUUAACGGAAACAUAAAGUAGCACACUGUACACAACCGAAAAUAGCCGUUCGUCUUUUACUAUGUGCGGUUAAGCGAACUUUAUACGUAUUAUGUUAACCACACAAGUAUACAUACGUAUACACUUUCGUAAGUUAUCUUUAAAUGGCAAGAAGGUUUUACUGUACACUAGUUAAUAUCAUUACUAAUAAGUACCAUAAUUAUUACAGUAAGAUGUAGGAGUGUUUCGUUAUCAAUGACACUUUGUAAAAGGGGGAACUGGAAACAAAACAUCUUUUAUCAUUGGAAGCACGCAUCGUAGUCACUAGAUAGAUUUUAACUAAAGAAAUAAGUAAAUACUAUAAAUUUUACGAAAAUAAGACUAAAGCUAGAGCCUCGAGGCAAAAAAGAAUGGCAUCGUUGACCAAAAAUAAAAAAAACUAUACAGCAGAGGUGAUUGAACAAAAGAAAAUAAUGGUUUACAAACUAUUAAACGAAAGUACGACAGAUGAUUGAAGUCCUCACUGGCCUGAUAGAUGUAUUACGGAUAUGUCGCUAUACGGUAGUACUGAUGAGAAUGAAUGGUGGAAAUAUAUAUUUUGUUAUUUAUUAACAAAAUAAAAAUUGAGAUUCAGAAGGACCUCAA